AUGGCCUCCCCGCCCGCAAACCACCCAUUCCUGCGACCAGCCAUAACGGCCACCACCGCCCCUCCGGGGUCCUUCAACCCGCCCGACAACACGGCCUUCUACCAGCCCAUGGGGACGAGCAUCCCAUCUAGCGCGCGCACGAGUCUGCGCCCAGCGUCGCAGGUGUCCGCCGCGCCGAGCGCGACACCAAGCGCGCCGGCUGCGCUGUCGUCCCCUGCACCGCCGGUACCGGCGAUCCCGCGCUCCCCGCGCCCCGAGACGGCGCGCACUAGCUCCACGCCCGUCGUGCCAGCCGCCGCGAGCGUGCCCGCGCCCGCUGCUGCCCCGGCGACGACAACGACGGCGAAUGGGCUCGCUGCGCCCGAGCCGCCGAGGAAGCUGUCGCGAUGGGAGGAGAAGGUGCAGGGCGACCUUGCUGGCUGGCGCGGUGGUGUCGGCGAACCCCGCUCGUCGGUUCCCCAUGCUGCCGCGUCGUCCAACACGUACUACGGCCAGCCGCCCACCGGCACGAUCGGCCGCGACCUCCCAAAGGAAAUUGUGCGCGUCGAGAGGGACUAUUCGCUGGGGGAUAUCUGCCAACUCUCGACCAACUUCCCCCUCGAGCUCGACGCCCGCAUCACCCCAACAGACUUUGCCAAGUUUAUCGAGGCCGUCAACGAGCCGCUGCGCGACGCGUACUCGGUCUCUGGGGCCGUCGUGGACAAUGUCAUUGCCGUGCUGUCGUGGUGGACGAGUCUGUGGUGGCGGACGAGCCACUUUGAGAAGGAACUGCAACGCGCCGAGGCCGUCAUCCGCGAGGCCAACGAGACGACGUUCAACCCCGUCGGCCUGAACGUGCUCUCGCCGCGCGAGGUCGCGCUGCAAUAUAUGCCCGGACCUCUCUACCGUGACCCCUGGGCCAAGCGGGAAGCAUGGCGCAAGUCGCCCAUCUUUAGCAACAAGGCCAUGUUCCGCAACCUCUUCCCCGGCCUCGGCACAGCCAUCGUCGCGUUCACCGCGUACGUCAUCUACGACGACUACAUUGCCAAGAAGCCCGAGGGGCACCACUAGUUUUGCAUCAUGAGAGGACAUGGAUCGGAUAGCAGCGGA
This is a messenger RNA of Vanrija pseudolonga, 1089 nucleotides long. RefSeq names its product Golgin subfamily A member 7 (gene GOLGA7). The transcript has 6 exons. Bases 1 to 1050 code for a protein of 349 amino acids. NCBI's taxonomy places the organism in Eukaryota, Fungi, Basidiomycota, Tremellomycetes, Trichosporonales, Trichosporonaceae. The record is from RefSeq and is a predicted model, not a curated record. Gene Ontology annotation, cellular component: endoplasmic reticulum palmitoyltransferase complex; mitochondrion. Gene Ontology annotation, biological process: electron transport chain; protein targeting to membrane; peptidyl-L-cysteine S-palmitoylation.